Messenger RNA from Trametes versicolor FP-101664 SS1, 1074 nucleotides. RefSeq lists its product as uncharacterized. The record is from RefSeq and is a predicted model, not a curated record. Lineage: Eukaryota; Fungi; Basidiomycota; Agaricomycetes; Polyporales; Polyporaceae. The transcript is spliced from 18 exons. Bases 1 to 1074 code for a protein of 357 amino acids.
AUGGCCGAAGAACAGGCUCCCUAUUUGAUUAUUCCCCAGAUUCCCUCUCUUGACAACACGUUCGGAGCGAUUGUGAUUGGAACAUACGUCGGGCUUAUUUUAUAUGGCGUCACAAUACAUCAAGCCUACCGCUAUUCCCGCCUGUAUCCUAAUGAUUCCUGGUGGUUGAAGGGUUUGGUGCGUGACUUGAUAAUCGACUUCGUCUCGCAUAUCACUGACGUCUCGGUGGAGGUGGUCGUUGUCUUGGUUUUGGAAAGUCUCACUAGUGUUCUGGGCAUGCACGGAUGCUACUACCACCUCGUAACGAACUACUUUCAACCAGAGAAGCUCGGACAUCCAGUAUGGUCCAUCAAUCUGUCCCCGACGAUCUCGGGACUUUCUGUAAUCACCGCUCAAAGCUUCUUUAUUCGUAGGGUGUGGGUAAUCGGCGCACGUUUCAGACCCGUGGUUAUCUUCUCGGUGUCUCAGCAGCUACGACAGCACAGGGAUUCAUUGCAGACGGAAUCCAGGGAGUACCUCUUGUAUCGUUCCGCGCUUGCCCUUGUAUCUGACCUGCUCCUUGCUUCGGUCCUCAUCCAUGUACUGCAUCGUAGUCGGACUGGGUUCAAGAGGACGGACUCUAUGAUCGAUCUCAUGAUCAUGUACUCAGUCAGCACUGGCUUAAUCACUGGGAUUGUGGAUAUACUGGCAGCCGGACUCGCGUUCGCUUUUCCUGAACAACUAUUAUACAUCCCACUCAGUGUCGCGGGUACCAAACUGUACGCCAACGCCGUCCUCGCAGCGCUGAAUUCACGACACUAUAUCGCAUUGCGCGGAGGCUCUAACGAAGUCUCCAACGAAGUUUCCGCUUUCGGAUUUGCUCCGCCCCCUGCGGGAAGCGUCAGCGACAUAUAUACGCCGCAGCUCCAACGCUCGAUGCGCGCGACCAACGCCACGGAUAUAUCACCCGCGGUGAUCGAGCUGAGGGUGGCGACACAAACUGCGUCUACCCGGAACAAGAAUGCCUCCGCUAGUGCGGAAGACCUUGCUAGCGCUGACGGCGUGUACGCGGCGGCGGAGAAGGAGGUUGCGUAG